AGGCUGCUGGCUGCUGGCUGCGGCCAUGACCCGGCCAGUGCAGCUGGCGCCCGGCUCGCUGGCGCUAGUGCUCGGCAGGCUGGAGGCGCGGGAGGCGGCCAGCGCAGCAGAGAAGCCCGGCGGGCGCUCGGUGUUUCGCGCCUUCCGUCGCGCCAACGCGCGCUGCUCUUGGGACGCGGAGCUGGCGCGCGCCGCCUCGCGGCUGGCCUUCCAGGGCUGGCUGCGCCGCGCGGUGCUGCUGGUGCGCGGACCGCCCGCCUGCCUGCAGGUGCUGCGCGACGCCUGGUGCCGCCGAGCGCUGCGCCCGCCGCGAGGCUUCCGCAUCAGGGCGGUGGGUGAUGUCUUUCCUGUGCAAAUGAAUCCAAUAGCUCAGUCUCAGUUUGUACCCUUGGCUGAAGUUCUUUGCUGUGCUGUGUCUGAUAUGAACAUAGCUCAGACUGCAGUAACACAAGAAUCACUUCUGGAGUACUUGAAGAAACAUUACCCAGGCAUUGCACUUCCUUCUCACGAUAUUCUCUAUACCACUCUGGGAACUCUGAUUAAAGAAAGGAAGAUUUAUCACACUGGAGAAGGAUACUUUAUAGUUACACCUCAGACUUACUUCAUCACAAAUACAACUGCCCAGGAAAAGAAGAGAGUCCUUCUGUCAGAUGGAAGUCCCCCGGGGGCCACAUCUGUGACCUAUCUUGUGAGCAUGGAGAGCUGUACAGAGCCGGCCAAAGAAAGCUCUGUCCCCAUUUCCCAUUGUCAGUCUUGCCGCUGUUUCCCUGGCGUGUGCCUUCAGGAUGUGGAGGAGCCACCAUCUGCUGCAGAAAUGACUAGCCAAGUCCAGGAAGGGCCUGAGGAGCCCACACCUCUGGUUCAGAGUCUGGCAGUUUCAGCAUCUGAGGAGAAUCACUUCUGUGAGAGUCCCAAAGCUUUACCAUACACAAAAGACAAAGAAAAAGGCAAAAAGUUUGGUUUUAGCCUCCUGUGGCGCAGCAUUUCUAGAAAGGAGAAGCUAAGAACAGAGCAUAGCAGUUUCUCUGCCCAGUUUCCACCUGAAGAAUGGCCUGUCCGAGAUGAAGAUAACUUAAACAAUAUCCCCCGAGACGUUGAGCAUGAGAUCAUCAAAAGAAUUAACCCUACUCUGACUGUUGACAAUCUAAUCAAACAUACUGUCCUCAUGCAAAAACAUGCAGAACAGAAGAAAUAUCAUAGUCAGGGCACAUCCACUGAUACACUGACAGUCAGGCCUAAGAAUCCGUUCAAAGAGGGAGUUAAGAAAAGGCAAAGUAGGUCAGCUAAGUCUUGCAGGUUGAGCCUUUCUCACAGGGAAAGACUCAAACCCCGGAGUCAGGGAAGUGACUUUCAGCCAGGAAGCCUUAUGCCAGAGAAGCCCCCCUCACUCUCUGCUACCCAGCUCACCCUUCAAGUUAGGAGUGGCAAUGAAACAGAAAUUCAUACAGGGCUUCAUGAGAAUCCAAGAGUUCUAGGCUCACAACUGAUUUACAAGAAGCGAAUCAGUAAUCCUUUCCAGGGCUUGUCUCUCCGAGGGGGCCCAGUAACCAAAGGGCACAGCACUCAGAAGAGAAGCCAUAUGACACCCAAUCAGACUGCACCAAAGAAAAAGCCUUUCCAAAGGUCAAGGUCUUCAGAGUCCCUAAGACUUUUCAAUAGUGAAGCCCAACAGCCAUAUGCUGAGCAAUGUCACAAGCUGAAAACAGAACCCAUUUAUAUGACCAAUUCUACUAUCCAGCCUGUCAGGGAUGACUUCACAGGUGGCCCUUUAGGUUACCCUCAAGGUAAUGAUUUGCAAAGUAACAGUCAAUGCUUUUCCUUUAGGGGAAGCAUGUUGAGAUGUGAUGGGUAUGGUGCUGAAAACAAGGUAAUCCAUGAAGUCACAAAUAAAAGUCCCCCUCACUUUGACAAACUAGAGGAGGCCAAAGAAACACAGCAAAUGCUGCCAUUGCACAGUUGCUCCUCUUUGGAGCCAUCCUCUGCUUGUAGAUUAGUUGAUAAAACAACAUACCAGUUUGAAAACCUUGGUCUGUUAGAUCAUCCUGUUGGUGUGGACCAUUUGAGACAAUCUGAAAGGCAAGACAGAAAUUCAAAAGAAUUAAUGAGAAAGACAUUUGUCCAGGAGACAGAGACUGUACAUCUGGAAAAUGAAGGGCUUUCAGAUGAUGACCAGGUUUUGUAUCCAGAGGAAGAGGUGGAUGGUGACGGGGCCAGCAGUUCAUUGUAUUUAGAAGAAGAUGACUUUUCUGAAAAUGAUGACCAUCUAAUGUGGCCUAGCCAUAGUCAGAAUUCCUUUGCAGGUGGAAGCAAUUGUAAUCACUCAGGAAAACCAAAAGUGAUGGAAGAAUUUCAGACUGAGUGUAGCAGCAAAAUGGACUGGUUUUUGCCACCAGUGCUUAAAAAAAAUCAACAUUACAGGCCCAGAAUGCUGCUUACAAACCCAGAUGAAAGCCAAGUACCUAAGCUCUCUGCUGAAAGCUGUGGCCUAAAUUCAGGGGUCCAGUUUUGUUAUAACUAUGAAGAACCAAGUGUUGCUACAUGUGCCCAGGCUUUAGCAUCUGCUGAUGGAAGUCUAUUUGAUUACUGUAGUACAAGAAAACCCAAUCCUGAGGCUGAAGUUUCUCAACCUUCUGUUGGUAACACAGGAAAGAAACCAAAUAGCUGGAAUCAGAGUCCUCAAAAUCAGGAAAUAAAACAUUUCACACAAAAAUUAGAACCUUUAAGGACUUCACAUAUGCCAGGGUUGGCUCAGGAUAUCCAGCAUGAACACAGACACUUGGAAGGAACAGAAAAUUAUAGCAUGGCAGGAGACAGUGGGAUAGAUUCUCCACGGACACAAAGCCUCGCAUCUAAUAAUUCAGUCAUUUUGGAUGGACUCAAAAGAAGACAAAAUUUUCUGCAGAACUUUGAAGGCACAAAGAGCAAUCAGGCAUUCACAUCCAGUUCCUUACUACAAUUAACUCCAGUCAUAAAUGUUUAGUUUUCUUUUGGAAAGUCUUUUUAAAAAAUGUAUAGUGGAUUCUUUCAAGCACAUAUGUUAAGAGUCCUCUAAAUCCAAGCAUGUAUUCUAUUAACAUCAUUACAUAUUUUGUUAUAAUCACUGGCUUUUUCUCUUGGUAUUUUAAAGCAGUUUUUAGUAUAUUUCACAAAGAAUUUGCAGGAAAUAUAUAGAUUUUCAUUUUAAAAAAACAUGACAUCUUUGUUCCUUUUCCAGUUAAAUGUCCACCAAUUUCCAUUAGUUAGUUCCUCCAGUACACAGAAUCCUAAUUCACUAGCCUGUAGUGAAUUUCUUUACCUAUACUGAGUUCUGAUGGUAAGUGAAUCUUACUAGGUUUCAACAUAAAGUCCAGAAAAG
This is a messenger RNA of Octodon degus (degu), 3355 nucleotides long. It is a transcript of the gene Stox1, whose product is annotated as storkhead box 1. The transcript is spliced from 4 exons. The record is from RefSeq and is a predicted model, not a curated record. The coding region runs from base 26 to 2980 and encodes 984 amino acids. Gene Ontology annotation, biological process: positive regulation of transcription by RNA polymerase II. Gene Ontology annotation, molecular function: RNA polymerase II transcription regulatory region sequence-specific DNA binding; DNA-binding transcription activator activity, RNA polymerase II-specific. NCBI's taxonomy places the organism in Eukaryota, Metazoa, Chordata, Mammalia, Rodentia, Octodontidae. Gene Ontology annotation, cellular component: nucleus; cytoplasm.